This is a messenger RNA of Diabrotica balteata, 1879 nucleotides long. Lineage: Eukaryota; Metazoa; Arthropoda; Insecta; Coleoptera; Chrysomelidae. The record is from the annotation of a GenBank genome assembly.
GGAAUCAGUGUGUUUUUUCUAAUUAAAAUUUGACAAAUUGACGAUAUUUACAAAAUAUGUUUUAAAAGAUUUGUUAUUCUUAUUUGAACGUACACAGUUUACUUUAUUUAUUAUGGAUACAAUUUCUAUUUCUAAAAUAACAAAACUUACUUAAUCGACGGGUUUUUCCUUAGAAAUAUUAUUGUCUAUAUUCUACAUAAUGAUAACAAAUACUUCUAAAUUAGCUUUAUCUUUAUCAGAAAAAAUAAGGUCAGUAGUGCAAAAUUCCAAAUGCAACUAUAAAUUGGGUACUGUCCACUUGUGAUAUUGUUGUUAACAAGCUGUAAAUUGUUUGCUACAAAAGUAUUUAACAAAGCAAAAUGCAGCUUAAAUAUAUAUUUCUUCUGUGUGCUUUGAUGUUUUCAUUUUACUAUGUAAAUGGUUUAUACGUAGAGAAAAGUUCUUCACUCUUAGAAUACCAAUAUUGCGGUCAUCGAUUAACACAAAUGAUUUCCCUAGUAUGCAGAAGUCAUGGCUACACACCCCGGAUGUAUAAAAGAUCAUUAGGAGGUAAGUCAUCAUUAAAUUAAAUAUUGUUAAAAUAUAGGUUAACAAUAAAAGUAUAGAUUCAAUGUAAAUUAACUUAAUCAUAUACAGAGUGGCCCAAAAGUAUGGGAACGGCUAAUUAUCUCGUAAAUUACUAGACAAAAUUAUACAAAAUUUGAGAUACGCCUAUUUUGGGAUACGAAUAUUCCAUAUUCAGUUUUUCUUAUAUUACUAGUAACUUUGGUUUUUCAAAUACAUCACCCUGUAUAUUCAGUCAUUAUUGGAAUCUCCUAUUCAAUACAAGUUCAACCAUAUGUAACACUUAUGAUUUUAUGUAAUCUGGAAGGUCAUAAAUACAUAAAACCGAAGUCUGGCAACGCCUAAAUUGUUUCAAUAAAUUUUUUAAUACUAACUAUUUUCAAAUACAUUAAAACGUAACAAUUGAUAGUUUAGAACAUUUUUUAACAUAGUAGUUACGUUAUUAAGUGUUCAAAAUAUGCUCAAUUUGUGAGUUGACAGCACCCUAAUCGAAGGUAGAAUGCGUCUACCACAUUUCUCCAUGAUUGUCUAGAAAUUAUUCGAGAGUCAUCGAUAAUUCAUUGCCUUAGCUCUGCAAGACUUGCUGGUUAAGUUUUGUAAACUGAAUUUUUCAAGUAUAUCUAAUAAAAAUAAUCUUUAGGAUUGAGAUCGGGUGAACGUGGAGGCCAUUCAAUUCUACCUUGUCUACCAAUUUAUCGUCCAGGAAAUAUCUCAACUAAAUAACGCCGAACAUUUACACCAACUAUCUGACGUUAUAUUUCUUUCGAUAAAAAAUGUUAUAUGUGUACAUACUGUACAUGUUAUAUGUUACAUGUUACAUGUUAUAUGUUAUCAACAUAUAACAUGUUAUCAACAGGUCCUCGAAGACACUUCGUCUCAGGACCAUUUUACCUAUGUAGGGUCAUACGUCGCCAUGUUACCAAUUCCAACGGUAACUUAAACAUCAUAAUUUGUAACCACAUAUAAUGUAAAGCAACUGUAAAUUAAUAUCAUUUAAAGGGUUUUGACCCAUAUAUUUUGGUGGCUCAUAGGUGGCUCAACAAUCCGAAAACGUUUUGUAAUAUAUUUGUGAUAGCCCGUUUGGGCAUUUUAUUAUAUACCUUUUAUAAAGGAUUUGAGAUAAAUUAUAUUUCUAUUGCUAAAUAGGAAAUUAACUAAAAAUUUUUAUGUUUUAGGAAUUAUCCACGAUUGCUGCUAUAACAGAUGUUCUAUAGAUACGAUGCGUGCAUAUUGUCCUUAUUAGCCGUGACUGACCUUAAAAAGUUUAACAGUCUUCCUUGUUAAGUUUUUUUUAAUUAAAAAAUUAUUAUGAUUU